CUGCCAUUUGCUUGAGGCACCCCAUGAAGGUUGAACAUCGUAGAAAAGAAAGCGAGUUUACUAAUUCGAUACUACGAAUGUUUGUCUUUGGAUUGAGUGUGACUGUGCAAUCUGUGCUUAUUGGAUGCUAAUUUGUUUUUAAAGGGUAUACCGAACAUCGUAAAAUGAAUCAAAAGUCAUUCCACCUACGCUGGAAUAACCACCUUCAAAAUCUGCAGAGUCUAUUUGAAAAUCUCUACAAUGAGCAGAGUCUAGUAGAUGUCACAAUAUCUUGUACUGACGGUCAGCUGUAUGGCCACAAACUGGUAUUAUCUGCAUGCAGUCCAUAUUUUGAAAAGGUCUUCAAAGAAAAUCCGUGCAAACAUCCCACAAUCAUACUAAAAGGAAUAAAGAGUAGGGAAAUGCAAAUAAUUUUACAGUAUAUGUACGUAGGAGCUGUAGAUGUAGGCGAGGACGAGCUGGAAUUGUUAUUAGACACAGCGACAGAACUGCAGGUCAAAGGUUUAGUACAAAACACAGGGGAACAACAGAAUACCAAAGAAAAAAAUACCAAGUCAACCAAAGAAUCGUUCACUAGUAGAGAGCCAAGUCCUGUGCAUCACAAUGGCGAGGAGUUGAAGUGGCAAGCAGAGUUGGUGGCUACGUCGUCAAGUAAGAGAAAGAAUAAAGAAUCUGAUAGGCAGCGUGAACAAGUGGAAAGACCUACAGAGGAAACUUCAGACAGUGAUAGUACGAUGCAAAUUAAAGUUGAACCAACAUGUGUGAUCCAGGACGUGAAAGAAAACGCAAAUGAAGAGUUUCUAGAUUUUGAGGAAGUGAGUGGUAGUGAACUCAUCAAAACUGAAAGUGUAGAAGAGUCUCAAGAGGAAAUGCAGUUUGAAGCUAGUGAAGUGAAUAGGACUGAAAGUGACGAAGCAGUUUAUUUCUGUCAUAUUUGUAUACGGAGUUUCCAGAACAAGGCAACAUACCAUCGACAUAUGCUGACGCACGCAGGGGUAAAGCCACACAGUUGUUCGUUCUGCGAUCAGUCGUUCCUGCGGUUGUCACACCUACAGCGGCACAUCCGUGUGCACACUGGUGAGAGGCCUUACUCGUGCUCACGCUGUCCCAAGCAGUUUGCACGGUCCGACAAGCUGCGGCAACAUUACAUAAUUCAACACAGCGAUGUUGCGGCAGCAAGAAUACCCAAACCCCGUGGUCGACCAAGAAAGGUGAGUCGUGGACGACCAAGAAAGAACCACAACAGCUACGGACCUCCGAUGGGUACCUUGGACCCCCUGGUAUAUCCUGUGAUGUCUGGCAUCGGUUCGGUACUCAGCAUAAACCCCGUUCCUGUCACCAACACUGUCUGAUAUCCAGGGCUACGGCGGCCCAGCAGUCGUCGACCUUCACAGUUACAAUAGUCUAGUCUAUCAGUGAACAGCUGACAUCACUUGAACACGUUUGUACUUGCAAGAUUGAAUAAUGUAAUUAUUGUGUGUCUUUUGGUGUAAAGAGGGUGUGUAUCUAAUUUUGUUAGUGAAUGCAGUUGGUCUAUAAGGAUUAUGUAUCAAAGUUCAGUGUAUCACAAGCUGUAAGCAGCUUAUUGCUUGUGAAAGCAGAGACAACAAGCUGCUGGCUGCAAAUACUUGCUAGUAACCGUUACUGCAUACUUACACUUACCUUGUCUAUUGAGCUACUUUCCUUGGUAACUAUUAUAAUGUAUGCUAACCAAGGAAUGAACAUUAGACUAGAUAAAUAGUAACUGGAACUGGCAAGUAUUUGCAGCCACUAGCUUAAAGUGUCUCUACUCUCCCCGUCUAUAAGCUGCUUUAGAAUUUAAUAACUAUUCUCAAUUCCACAUUCACCAUGCAGUAAAAUAUUUCCAUUAGUCAUAUAACUGAAUUUAAAAUGUCAGUUCUAGCAACGCUACAUAGUUGUGUGUAACUGAUGUGGACAAGUUACAGCAAUAAGUGGUGGCAUGGCUGUUGGAUCUCGGUGACAGUGAUUAUUUCCCGUUUGGCUUGCUCUAACGACUCACUGUGCAGCUCUGCCAACCACUCCGCCAGGCUGUUCCAUGUACCCUGGAUGGAUUAAUGACCCUUUGCCGAACCAAGUUGUCAGCAAUAGUGGUUAUUAACGAUUAGGCCUAUAGCCCUGGUGUGGAUUAACGUCCGUACUACGACUAUCGGCAGUACUAUCCUGACCAAUUAUAAUAAUUAGACCAAUUCAUUAAUACCACAGCAAAAAUGUGGUUCGGACUCCACUCUAAAACUGCAGGUCUCUUAUUAGCUUUAUGGGCUAUUAAUUAACAGCUGUGUCUAAGGAAUAUGUUGGCCAGGACGUGAUUGAGUUAUGCGAACGAGCUCAUCUUGAAAAUGAACGAGCAUUUGACAUAAAACCAUAUUAUGACAGGACAACGUCUGUCGGGCCAGUUAGUUUUUCAUAAAAAGAGCUUUUUGGUAUGUAUGGAAUGUCUUGUUGUAUCAAUAGUCAAUAAUAAAGAAUCAAUAUAAGUUAAUGGCUAUUUGGAUUAAAGCUAUUGAAAUAUGAACUGUACAUUUGAAAUUUUAAUUUUGCAAUGUGUGCACAAGGGUUACCGUUAUUGUUUUUAAACUGUUGUUUUUACUUAAUUCUACUAUCUGUAGCUUAGUCAAACAUUUUCUACCACAUAGUUUUAAAUGUAGCACAGUUUUUGUGUGGACUUAGUUUUGUUCACAAAAUAAGGUGUUUUUUUUUGCCUUACCAUUGACCAAAACUAUUGGUUAUUGUGUGUUAUAUUUUAGUGUUUGUUAUUUUAUGUAAUCUGUUUUCAAAAUUAAGUUUUUGUCUUGUUUCAUCUUGUAAUAGUAUGAAGGAUGCAGGUUUAAUUCUAAGGAAAGAUAGAAAUAAUUGUUUUAAAGUAGAUAUAGAACCAACAGUUAAAAAAUUAUGUUCCUGACUAGUGUUACCUUUAUCAGCAAGUUACAAAUGAGUAUUUGCUUAGAUUACAAAGGAGUGACAUGACAAUUUUUAUAUUAAACUACCCAUUACUAUAGUAUGUAUGAUGGAACCUGUUUCAUGCUUUUACACUAUUGAACAUAUUUGAUCACUAAAUUCUUUGUAAUUAUUAUAUUUUUGUUCUAUACUUUGUUCAUUGUCAGUUUUUGAAUUCCCCAAGCUGAUUUCAAUGGUAUCAGCAUAUAAUAUGGUAAACUGUUCAACAAAUGUUUUUCUUUGUGAACUAAUAAAUAUUUAAAAUCAUUCGGAGAUUCUCUCCAAAUAUUAUUAUUCAUGUUUGGAAUUGGUGAUCCAUGUAAUUUUAUAAUAUAAUUUUUGCAUACUUUAAUAAUAUGAUCAAUUAUCAGUUUUUACUUACCGCUUGGUUUGUGAACUACCUACCUUAAGUGUUACAGACUUAAAGAAAUAUUACAAGACUUUUUACACUCCGAAAUAUGGAAGGAAAACUAUGAGAUUUAGUGUCAAUGGCAUGUCAUAUUAAAACAAUUUUUCAACAAUGAACCAUACAUAUACAUUCUUCUUGAUAAUGUUUCUGUAAAAAUUGAAAUAUCAUAUAAGGUAUACUUUACAAAUUUAUUAAUUAAUAUUCACUAUUUAUUAAUGUUGGUUUUCAUGCCAGUAGUAUAUAUAAAGCAUAUCAUAAUCCAACAAAGCUAUUUAAAAUAUAUCUUACCUAUGUUAACUUUUGAGAACACUACAAUAAGUUGCAUUUUCAUUGUUCCUAAGUACAGGUAGUUUAAUGUGAAUUAUGAAUUAAUUAAUGUUUUGGAUGUCAAUUAUUAACCUGUCGUGAAGCUUCAUAACUUUACCAUACACAAUUUUAAGUUCAUAAUAAUUUUCUUAUACGUAGAAUAUUAUUUUGUUCUUAGGUUUGACUGUUUUUGUUGAAUUUUUUUACAAUAUAAUUAUUGUUUCA
Molecule: messenger RNA, 3895 nt
Organism: Macrosteles quadrilineatus (aster leafhopper)
Lineage: Eukaryota; Metazoa; Arthropoda; Insecta; Hemiptera; Cicadellidae
Product: zinc finger protein 605-like
Exons: 5
Coding region: 165-1352 (395 amino acids)
Biological process (GO): regulation of transcription by RNA polymerase II
Cellular component (GO): nucleus
Molecular function (GO): protein binding
Source: RefSeq, a predicted model, not a curated record